AUUGAUAUGUCCAUUUUUGAUGAUAUUCAGCGAUGCAAUACAAUCAUCAUCAAAUUCUAUCUGAAUUUUUUAAUGAUAAAUGAAAAUGUUAAUGAAUGGUUUUCAAAUUUAUCGCAUGAAAUCGGAAAUCAACUGCAAUCAUUGUUGCAAAAUGCAUUCAUAGUUAUAGAGCAACCAUGUUCGAAUAUUUUGAAACAUGAUCCAUUGACUAUCAUUUCGAAUGCAAAAUUUGAGGUGAAAAUCGGUCUACUCUUUGGCUAUCAAUUGUUACCACACAAUUUUCAGGAAUGGCUUGAAUCAUUUGAUAUGCGACUUUUAGCCGAAGAUGAAAUCCGUUUAGUUAUAGAUGAAGGAUUAGAAGCGAUUCGGCCUCGAAAAUCAUCGUUUAACAUAAUCAACAAAGUGGAACCGAUAUUAAACAUAGAAAACGAAAUCUUGACUAUUACAAUUACAAGCAACCUUAAAGUGGAUAUCAAUCGUCGCGGUCAUAAUCCUAAAGCUGUGCCAGUGACGGAGAAUAAAUUUAAAUUUAUCUUCUGGCUGAACAUUGAUAUGUCAGGAUUGAAAUUUACAUUACAUACAUUUUCCUUGCCAAUAAAUGUACUCAGUCGCAAAGAUUAUAGAAAUUCAUACGCCACAAUCUUCUGGGAUAAUGCUUUUGCAAUAGAAAAUCGAAAAAUGUUUGAAACCCGUUCCUCAGUUUCAUGGCCAGAAUUGGCCAUCGUUUUGAAUCAAAAAUUUUGCAAAGAUGUGGGUGUUUUCCUUAGCGAAGAACAUCUGAAUUUCAUUCGCACAAUGAUACCGAGCGGUAAUGAGUAUAAUAACGAUGUAAUAACUUGGGAACAAUUUGCCAAGACACCAUUACCGAUGAGACAUUUUACAUUUUUCGAAUGGUUCUACAAGAUUCUUAUUUUGGUUCGUGAUCAUCUUAAACAAUUGUUCAUAGAUGGCCUCAUUCAUGGAUUCAUAUCGCCGGAAAUGUCGGAGAAAUUGCUACAAGGAUGUAUAGAUGGAACAUUUUUGAUUAGAUUCAGUGUAACAUUUUGUGGUGCCAUCACCGUUGCUUAUGUUCAGAACAGAAAAUUCGACAAACUAUUACCCUGGGAUUUGGAACGAUUAAAAAAAAUGUCCGUUUCACAUACGAUCAAAUCUGCCGAUUUUCUUCUUUACCUUUAUCCAAAUAUACCUAAAAAUGAUGUUUUUGGCAAAUAUUAUGUGCACAAUAAUAAUAUGAUUCGAUCGAUUACCGGUAAAGAUUAUAGUUGUGAUACCGAUAUUGCAACACAAAUUUUACCUACCAAUAAUAUUGAACAGGCAUCUAAUAAAGUUUAAAAA
Molecule: messenger RNA, 1335 nt
Organism: Dermatophagoides pteronyssinus (European house dust mite)
Lineage: Eukaryota; Metazoa; Arthropoda; Arachnida; Sarcoptiformes; Pyroglyphidae
Product: signal transducer and transcription activator-like
Biological process (GO): signal transduction; regulation of DNA-templated transcription
Molecular function (GO): DNA binding; DNA-binding transcription factor activity
Source: RefSeq, a predicted model, not a curated record